Molecule: messenger RNA, 987 nt
Organism: Metarhizium robertsii ARSEF 23
Lineage: Eukaryota; Fungi; Ascomycota; Sordariomycetes; Hypocreales; Clavicipitaceae
Product: RNA polymerase II elongator complex subunit
Exons: 2
Coding region: 1-987 (328 amino acids)
Source: RefSeq, a predicted model, not a curated record
AUGCCGCUCAUCAUUGUCUCCGGCCUCCCCACGUCCGGCAAAACCACCCGCGCCAAGCAACUCCACGACUACUUGUCGGCGCGCAUAGCAGAAACCCAACCCCCCAAGUACCGCCUUCACCUCAUAUCCGACGACUCCCUCUCAAUAUCCCGCGCCGUGUACGACCUCUCCCCGGACACGGUGCGACUGCACACGCGGUCCGCCAACUCGUCCGAGAAGGAUGCCCGCGCCGCCCUGUACGGCGCCGUGAAGCGCGUGCUCUCCGAAAGGGACAUUGUCAUCCUCGACGGCCUGAACUACAUCAAGGGGUGGCGGUACCAGCUGCACUGCGAGGCCAAGGCCAUGAGGACGCCAAACUGCAUACUCCGUGUUGCGUGCCCGGUGGACCAGGCGAGGCAGGUCAACGAGGAGAGGCGGCGGCGGCGACAAGACACCACCGAGCACCAUGGUGAAUCUGCGCCGGAGGCCUACGAGCCGGCCAACUGGGACAACCUCGUCUUUCGCUACGAGGAACCAAACCCCAUGACACGCUGGGACUCUCCGCUCUUCGCGGUCCUCUGGGACGACGACGAGGCCCAGACGAAACGAACCUUUGAUGAUCUCUGGGACGCCAUGGCCGGCGAGGGGCGCAAAGUCGUCAAGCCAAACCAGUCUACGGUUCAGCGUGGCCGAGAAGCUGGCGGCGAUUACUUGUAUGUUCUCGAGCGGGAGACCCAGGAUAUUGUCAAGAGAAUACUGGAGCAGCAAGGGGACGAUGGUGGCGGCGAGGUAAAGGUACCGCUUGCCGCCGCCGACAGGGAAGAUCUGAUUGUAGACUUGCCGGCGGGCAAAAAAGUUGGCCUGCCGCAGCUGCAGAGGCUGAGGAGGGCGUUUGUCGGGUUGAACAGGGGCGGCAUCGGCCUGGAGAGGGUGGGCAACAUGGCGGCUGAUGGGAUGAGGGAGUUGUUUGUUAGUUAUUUGAACGAUGCAUUUGAGAAGGAUGAAUGA